Molecule: messenger RNA, 1780 nt
Organism: Phalaenopsis equestris
Lineage: Eukaryota; Viridiplantae; Streptophyta; Magnoliopsida; Asparagales; Orchidaceae
Exons: 1
Coding region: 79-1575 (498 amino acids)
Biological process (GO): protein ubiquitination
Cellular component (GO): cytoplasm
Molecular function (GO): ubiquitin protein ligase activity
Source: RefSeq, a predicted model, not a curated record
GCAAACCCACGGGAUUCGCAGGUAGUGUUCUUUUUGUUUUAUUUUAGCUACCGUCUAUUUCAUCUUCAAUAUUUUUCCAUGGCGGAGAUUGCGGAGCUUUUGCCCUUCCUCGACGACGAGGAGGAGGAAGAAGAAGAAGCUAAGGAAGACGAAGAACAGGAGGACGAAUCGCUCUAUUGGUCCUCCCCUCUCAAUCCCACUGUCGGUUUUAUUGUGGGCUGCUGGAGCUCCUCCUCCGAUUCCGAGGAAUCCGCCAUUACUGCCUCUGAAUGCUGCGACUAUCACAUACCCCUUCCCCAUGAUUUAUCCGACCACACGCCUCCGUCGCCUAUUUUUGACUGCUAUCCUGAAGCCCUAGAUGCCCGUGAUUUUCGGUUGUUUGAUUUCUCCGAUGAAAGCGAGUUAGAAGCGAUUGGGAAUGGACUCUUUGUGGGCAGCCCUGAAUCGCGCGAUGGAGACAUCCGGUUUGUGGGUUCUGGAUCUGAUUUAGAUUCGUCGGAAUACGAUGGCGUCAUCGCUGCAACGGAUUGCGACGGCGUUAGCGUAGCCCCUGAUCGGACACCAGGUCUCCGGUUCAUGGGCUUUCGAUCGGAUUCAGAAUUGUUGGAACGCGAUGUCGUGAUUGCUUCCACGGAUCGCGAUACUGUUAGUGUAGCCCCGGAUUGGGCACCAAGCCUCCGGUUUGUGGGUUUUGGAUCUGAUUCAGAUUCGUCGGAACCGGAUGGCGUCAUCCCUUCCACGGAUCUCGAUAUCGUUAGCGUAGCGCCGGAUCGGGCCCCAGGCCUCCGGUUCGUGGGUUUUGGAUCUGAUUCAGAUUCGUCGGAACACGAUGGCGUGAUCGCUGCCACGGAUUGCGAUGCCGUUAGCGCAGGCCCGGAUCGGACACCAGACGGUCUGGGCCAGCACCUUAGCUGGGGUUUUAUCCCCGUUGAUGAGGAACGGAGAAACUCCAGCGAAGAGUUCGAGUGGGAGGAAGUGGACGAUCGGCUUGAUGAUCGUGGGGUUCUUAGCAUGAUGGUUGGCAUUAACGAUGAUGAGACAUCGAGUGGAAGAGGAGAGGUGAUCGAUGUUCAAUUCGAGCCAGAGGAAGCGCGUGGAGAAGUGGAAGAAGAGGAUGUCAUUGGCACUGGAAGCAAUAUCGUCUGGGAGGUUCUCUUGGCAAUGAAUAAUCAUGCAAUGGCCAGAAACAACGCUGGGACUACUGUUGAGCACAUUGAAGACAUACCUGAUUUAGAAGAUGAGGUCUUCCUCAGCCCCUCUGAUUAUGAUUUCCAAUUCGGACUACUUGACCAUGAUAAUAUAAUUAGAGGAAGUCCUCCGGCAGCCAAACUUGUUGUCGAUUCACUCCCAUCCAUCAUACUAACUGAGGAAGAUUUGGCAAACAAUACCUGCUUGUGUGCGAUUUGUAAGGAUGAGUUUGCACUGGAGGAGAAGACAAAACAGCUGCCAUGUUUUCACCUUUACCAUAGUGACUGUAUCCUGCCAUGGUUAGGGAUUCGGAACACCUGUCCUGUGUGCCGGUAUGAAUUGCCAACAGACAAUCCAGAGUAUGAGAGGUUGAAGGCUGGGAUAUGAGCUGGCGUUGCAGUUACACUGAAUGCUUUGUUCAGGUUUGAUUUUGACUCAUUUACAAGUUUAGAUUUUAGUGUGCAAAGCAAGAAAAAUUACCAUGUAUGUUUUAACAGUUUAGGUUUAUCAAGGCUACCGAGUUUUCCUUUCUUUUUGGUUCUUAUGUACAAAGGUGUUAUGUUAACUUGAGUUGAAUUUUUAUCUUGUUUGA